Molecule: messenger RNA, 1173 nt
Organism: Zonotrichia leucophrys gambelii
Lineage: Eukaryota; Metazoa; Chordata; Aves; Passeriformes; Passerellidae
Product: transmembrane protein 145-like
Exons: 12
Biological process (GO): G protein-coupled receptor signaling pathway; response to pheromone
Source: RefSeq, a predicted model, not a curated record
AUGCAGGACUGGGUGUUCCUGACCCGUUUCUGUUUCCUGGGGGACUGGGUGUUCCUGACCCGUUUCUGUUUCCUCUCCGAUUUCGGCCGCCUGGAUUUUCACUUCCGCUACCCCGAGGCCAAGUGCUGCCAGAACAUUCUGCUCUACUUCGACGACCCCUCCCAAUGGCCCGCGGUCUACAGGAGGGGGGGCAAGGACUGCCUGGCCAAGGAGUCGGUGAUCCGGCCCGAGAACAACCAGGUGAUCAACCUGACCACGCAGUACGCCUGGUCCGGCUGCCAGGUGCUGCCGGGGGUCUCGGGGAGGGUCCUGAGCUGCUCCAGCAGCCGCAGCUUCCGCUCGGUGCGGGAGCGCUGGUGGUACGUGGCGCUCAGCAAGUGCGGGGGCGGCGGGCUGGAGCUGGAGUACGAGAUGGUUCUGACCAACGGCGACUCCUUCUGGACGCGCCAUUUCUCGGCCGACGAGUUCGGGAUCCUGGAGACCGACAUCACCUUCCUGCUCAUCUUCAGCCUCAUCUUCCUCCUCUCCUGCUACUGCGGCUACCGGCUCAAGGGGCGGCAGCUGCUGCACACGACCGACAAGAUGUUCAUGGCGGCCGCCGGCCUGGAGGUUCUGAGCCUGCUCCUGAGCUGCGUCUAUUGGGGCCAGUACAGAUGGUACGGGGUCGGACACGGCGCCCUCAAGCUGGCGGGGAAGCUCCUGUUCUCCAUCAGCUUCCUCAUCUUCCUCCUGAUGCUGAUCCUGCUGGGCAAGGGCUUCACCGUCACCAGGGGCCGCAUCAGCCCGGGGGACUCCGUCCGUCUGUCCGUCUACAUGACGCUCUACAGCAUCGCCCACAUCGCCCUGCUCACCUACGAGGCUCAGUUUUUUGACCCUGGCCAGGUGCUGUACACCUAUGAGUCCCCGGCCGGGUACGGGCUGAUCGCGCUGCAGUUCGGAGCCUUCGCCUGGUUCUGCGGGGCCGUGGGCGCCACGCUCAGCGCCGUCCCCGAGCGCCGCCCCUUCUACCUGCCCUUCCUGGGCGCCUACGCCUUCUGGUGCGCUUUGGGGAGAAUCGGUGAAAAUUUGGGGAAAAUCGGUCGAAUUUUGGGGAAAAUCGGUGGAAAUUUGGGGAAAAUCAGUGGAAAUUUGGGGAAAAUUGGUGGAAAUUUGGGGAAAAUCGGUGGAAAUUUG